AUGCGCGACCGACGCCGCCGCUGCCGGCGACCCUCGCCGGCCUCUUCAUCGCUGCUGUAUUCACUAAAGCUCUCGCUUUCUUCCUCAGACCAAGCAGCGACCACGGAGCUGGUGCGUGCCCCGCGUCUGCCACGCCGCUUGUUGUCUUGCGUGUUGGCGCUUUGGUCGCCACUGUCGCUUUCCCUUCCGCUGUCUUCGCUGUCGCGCCCCUGCAUCGCUAUGGUUCCAAGGUCGGAACCGCGUUCGGUGCGUAUGCUGGCGCCCAUGCGCGAACCCCGUCUGAUGGUGGGGAUGCUUGGCUGGUACACGGAACCCGACGUGGCGUACUCCGCGAUAGACCACAUCAUAUAG
Molecule: messenger RNA, 351 nt
Organism: Trypanosoma grayi
Lineage: Eukaryota; Euglenozoa; Kinetoplastea; Trypanosomatida; Trypanosomatidae
Exons: 1
Coding region: 1-351 (116 amino acids)
Source: RefSeq, a predicted model, not a curated record